GGGCCGGAUGUCAUACACCCUUCGAGCCUUCCGCCAUUCCGUUGCUUACAACAGCCUCUUGGCUCUUUCUUUGAACGCAAUCGUGCAAUUGUUUCUCGAGGAUGGCGCCAUAAGGUAUCUGUACUGCGCUUUCCGUUUGAUGUUUAUUUCUGCUACUCUAUACGGUCUCUACCAUUGUUGAUCAUGAACGAACACACUCUGAAGCUUGGAAGAACUUGCUCGUUUCUGCUCAAGUAGAAGCUGG
Molecule: messenger RNA, 244 nt
Organism: Aspergillus fijiensis CBS 313.89
Lineage: Eukaryota; Fungi; Ascomycota; Eurotiomycetes; Eurotiales; Aspergillaceae
Exons: 1
Coding region: 8-181 (57 amino acids)
Source: RefSeq, a predicted model, not a curated record